AUGGACCUCAGUCAGACAACUGCCCGUCUCCGGCGCACAUUCCAAUAUCCCACAGACGACUCUUCAAACAGCGUGUCACCAGAAGCCCUCGACGAGGAAGAGCAAGAAAGCCUCAUCCAGUCCCUCGCCGACCAGAACGCCAGCGCCAAUCAGCUGUACCGGAGCCUCCUCCUCGCACUCCCCAUCCUGUCCUCCAUACCUUACAUCGCCUCCCUCUUCCAGCCCCUGACCACGCUACCCGCCCUGCUAGGCCUGACCUCUCUCGCCUCCACCUCCUUUCUCCUCUACAACCUACCUGUCACCGAGACGGGCAUCCCGCUCCUCGACGCGUGGGCGCAGUCAGGGAAAAGACCGCGGGCGAGGUCAGACGGCACCCACGACGAGGACGACCACGACGAUGGGCAAACAGCCUCGAGCUCAGCAGGCCCCAGCGGGCUUGGCGCGCUGAACCGGGUGCGCCAGCAGCGCCGGACGCACAGCCUGAGCUACGCCGGCCCCAGGAGCCCGCUGGAGAAAUUCCUGCCGUUGCUGAAUAUCGGGCUGUGUGUGAUCCUCGUCCUAUCUGGUCUCCUUGCCAGCCGAAACAGAGCAGGGGAAAGCGACGGCCAGGGUGGGGAUGAGUACCGACGGACCCUGUAUGGCCGGCUGGGGCUUGCCAACAUCCCUGCGAUCGUGUACGCCGCAGUGCUGGUUGCCAAGGUGGUCAUGGCGGGCGUGGACCCAGAGAGGGAGCUUGGGGCGCUGAAGUAUGCAUAUAAGGGCGCAUAG
Messenger RNA from Cryphonectria parasitica EP155, 768 nucleotides. RefSeq lists its product as uncharacterized. The transcript is spliced from 2 exons. The coding region runs from base 1 to 768 and encodes 255 amino acids. Lineage: Eukaryota; Fungi; Ascomycota; Sordariomycetes; Diaporthales; Cryphonectriaceae. The record is from RefSeq and is a predicted model, not a curated record.